Erythranthe guttata (spotted monkey flower) is the source of this 1988-nucleotide messenger RNA. Its product is annotated as WD-40 repeat-containing protein MSI4. NCBI's taxonomy places the organism in Eukaryota, Viridiplantae, Streptophyta, Magnoliopsida, Lamiales, Phrymaceae. The record is from RefSeq and is a predicted model, not a curated record. Gene Ontology annotation, molecular function: protein binding.
UCUGCUGCCAAACAGACCUUUGCUCCCGUGUCACACACUCACACUUGCUAGUUACUAUACAGUUCUUCCUGCUAAUUUAAAUCCACACCAACUCAGAAAAAGGAACUUCAGAAAAAAAAAAAAAAAAAAAAUGGAAGCUACACCACCGCCGAGCGAACCGAGGAAGCGCGGGAGGCCGAAAGGGUCGACCAAGGCGAAAGCUGACAAGGAGAGAGAGUCCGGCGGAGGAGCGCCGUCGAGAAUGAAAGGUCCUGGCGGCGACAAGAAGAACACCGCCGCCGACGAGAGCUACGCGCAUUGGAAACUGCUGGUGCCCGUCCUUUACGACUGGCUCGCCUCUCAUAACCUAGUUUGGCCUUCCCUCUCUUGCCGUUGGGGUCCAGUUCUUGAGAGUGGGACUUACAAGAACAAGCAGCGUCUAUACCUUUCUGAACAGACUGACCACACCCAGCCGAACACUCUAAUCAUAGCAAAUUGUGAGGUUGUCAAGCCGCGAGUUGCUGCAGAAAAUCAUAUAGCCAAUUUCAAUGAAGAUGCACGCUCGCCAUAUGUCAAGAAGUACAAGACUAUCUUACAUCCAGGAGAGGUAAACAGAAUCAGAGAACUGCCUCAAAAUAAAAACAUAGUGGCAACACACACUGACUGUCCUGAAGUUCUUAUUUGGGAUGUUGAGGCGCAACCUAAUCGACAGGCUCUACUCGGAUCUGCAGAUUCUCGUCCAGAUCUGGUUUUAUCUGGACACCAAGAAAAUGCAGAAUUCGCUCUUGCAAUGUGCCCAGCUGAACCGUUUGUGCUUUCUGGAGGGAAGGAUAAAUCUGUGGUGUUGUGGAGCAUUCAGGAUCAUGUUUCAACGCUGGCCACAGAAGCAACCCAAUCUGCUGGUUCAAUUAUUAAAGCCGCUGAUAAUUCUACUGUUGGUCCGCGCGGGGUUUUUCAAGGACACGAUGAUACUGUUGAGGAUGUGCAAUUUUGCCCGUCAAGUUCACAGCAAUUCUGUAGCGUUGGAGACGAUUCUUGUUUGAUAUUGUGGGAUGCAAGAACUGGGAGCAGUCCAGUUGUAAAGGUCGAGAAGGCGCACAAUGCUGAUCUUCAUUGUGUGGAUUGGAACUCUCAUGAUGACAAUUUUAUUUUGACUGGAUCUGCGGACCAUACAGUUUGCAUGUUUGAUCGCCGCAAUCUAAACUCUGCUGGAAUUGGAUCGCCCGUUCAUAAAUUUGAAGGUCAUAGUGCUGCUGUUCUCUGUGUCCAGUGGUCACCUGACAAAACAUCUGUCUUUGGGAGCUCUGCGGAGGAUGGUUUGUUGAAUAUCUGGGACUACGAAAAGAUUGGUCAAAUGGAAGAAACGGAGUCCAAGGGUCCAGCCGGGUUGUUUUUCCAACAUGCUGGCCACAGGGAUAAGGUUGUAGACUUCCACUGGAAUGCUUAUGAUCCAUGGACAAUUGUUAGUGUGUCAGAUGAUGGAGACUUAUGGAAUGGCGGUGGUACUUUGCAGCUGUGGCGUAUGACCGAUCUGUUAUACAGGCCAAAGGAUGAAGUUCUGGUUGAGCUUCAAAAAUUCAAAGACCAUGUGAUUGAAUGCUCCAAGACGACUUCUUGACAGAAAAAUCGUGGUUUGAAUGAAAUCUCGUGUCUCUCUUUAUUUAAUGCAGUCAAGCGUAGUGUUGUUUCGUAAGAAUUGUUUUUUCUUUUAAGAUGACGAGGUAGGAUUUUAUUCGACGCUAAUUGUUGAUUGGUUCAGCUAACUAAACUUUUGAUGUCCGAAAAUCUAGAUCCGAUUUGAUUCAGCUACCUAGUACUUACCGAACAUUUUAUGUUGGCGGGGUCUAACAAUUCGUAAAAGCCUUAAUAUUGUUGCAUUCGGCAGGCGUAAAAAUGGAUUUGUUUCGAUUGCGUUAGUCUCGGUUUCGUUUGGUUCAGUUGAAAUGUAGAAAUACGAUUAUACCCCUGGUAUCGGUAGUAGUGUUAGUGGUGAAAAGCAGUUAGAAUCU